AGGGCAUGAGAUAUAUAUUGGAAAAGGGAAUCUAGGUAUAGAAGUAUAUAAGGGCUUAAGCUUCAAACUAAAAAGAACCAACUUCAAUAGAAGUUACUACUUACCAAAACCACACACAAACCCAUUUCUGCGGCAAAUCCUCGAAGCUAGUUCAAACUAGUGGGAGGUUUGUCAGCUAGCUGCUAAUUAAGAGCUCUUAAAUUUCAUCCAUCAAACAACCCCAAAAAUUCAAACUUCACAUAUUAAUACAAUUACCAAUUAAUACAGCCAAAUUAUAUAUAUAUAUAUAUUGUUUUCUUUUUGUUUUUUGUUCUUGAAAAAUCAAUAUAUAUAUUAUAUAUAAAGGAAAUUAUAUAUGGCUCGUGGAAAAGUUCAGCUGAGAAGAAUAGAGAACCCAGUUCACAGACAAGUUACUUUCUGUAAGCGCCGAGCUGGGCUCCUUAAGAAAGCCAAAGAGCUUUCUGUUCUUUGUGAUGCUGAGAUUGGACUUGUCAUCUUCUCCGCCCAUGGCAAGCUCUACGAUCUCGCCACAAAAGGAACCAUGCAAGGGCUUAUAGAGAAGUACAUGAAGUCGACCAAGGGAUCUCUGGUGGCUCAGGCUGAUCAGCAACAGCCCAUUUUACAGACGCAGUCUGAUCAGCUGGAUGCCAAAAAUGAAAUAAGCAUGCUGAAACAAGAGAUUGAAAUACUACAAAAAGGUCUCAGAUACAUGUUUGGAGGAGGAGCAGGAACUAUGAAUCUUGAUGAACUCCAAAUUCUUGAAAAGAAUCUGGAAUUGUGGAUUUAUCAUAUUCGUUCGGCAAAGAUGGACAUCAUGUCUCAAGAGAUCCAAUUGUUAAAAAAUAAGGAAGGAAUACUGAAAGCUGCAAAUAAGUAUCUCCAAGAUAAGAUAGAAGAGAACACUACUACUGCAAGUGAUCUUGAUUUUGUACCAAUGAUGACGACUAACAAUCCAUAUCCCUUAACCAUAUUACAGAAUGGGAUAUUUCAGUUCUAACACACAGGCUAUAUAUGUCUUUGACGUUGUUAGAAAAAAUUACUAUAUAUAUAUAUGUAUAAUAUCGUUUGAUAUAUAUCGACAUAUAUAUAUGUACGUAUAUUUAUAAUAGUAUUGUUGUUGUGUAAUAUUCUACUACUGUUUAUUAAUUGGCGUGUUUGCUAAAUUGAAAACAAUUAAGGUAUGCUUUGAAUUAUCAAGUGGGUGCAUGUAGCCACUUGUAUCAAUUAUAAUAUAUAUAUAAUAAUAAUAAUCCAUGUACUAUAGGUUGCUGAGAUUAUAAAUAAGAACGGCAUUAAUAUAUAUGCUGUUUCAUACAUUUCUACAGUUUGUUUAAUAAUAAUAUUCUAUGUAUUUGGGUUUAUAUAAAUGAUCAGCUUGUAACUUUUCAUUAUAA
Cannabis sativa is the source of this 1394-nucleotide messenger RNA. Its product is annotated as agamous-like MADS-box protein AGL12. The transcript has 7 exons. Lineage: Eukaryota; Viridiplantae; Streptophyta; Magnoliopsida; Rosales; Cannabaceae. Gene Ontology annotation, biological process: positive regulation of transcription by RNA polymerase II. Gene Ontology annotation, molecular function: RNA polymerase II cis-regulatory region sequence-specific DNA binding; protein dimerization activity; DNA-binding transcription factor activity, RNA polymerase II-specific. The record is from RefSeq and is a predicted model, not a curated record. Gene Ontology annotation, cellular component: nucleus. The coding region runs from base 356 to 997 and encodes 213 amino acids.